This is a messenger RNA of Thermothielavioides terrestris NRRL 8126, 1325 nucleotides long. RefSeq lists its product as uncharacterized. Bases 537 to 1253 code for a protein of 238 amino acids. NCBI's taxonomy places the organism in Eukaryota, Fungi, Ascomycota, Sordariomycetes, Sordariales, Chaetomiaceae. Gene Ontology annotation, molecular function: acetolactate decarboxylase activity. The transcript is spliced from 2 exons. The record is from RefSeq and is a predicted model, not a curated record. Gene Ontology annotation, biological process: acetoin biosynthetic process.
AUUUAACUGGCCUGUUCAUGGUUAAGUUCAUGGAUUAGGAAACAGCCUACAAGAUCAGCAGCAGGGGAGAAGCAGAGCAUACGAGGCAUUGAUUGAGACAACGCCAUUUUGUACGGUCGUUCUGGCUGCUGCUGCAUGCAAUUCUCCAAUGAUCGUUGACGCGUCGAUGUUCUGCCUCGUGUUUGGCCGCGAUCGUGGUUCGUUCAAGAGCACAGAAAGCUAGCCCAAUGUUAUGUUUGAGUGGGGAAGUAACCUUGCGCCAGUUCGAGUCAGUCAGACAGCAGCUCCCUCACAAACCCUGGCUCGGGUUUGUUUUCGGAAUCCGAGAAACUGUUCGAAUGCGUUGUUGUCUCAGAAAUUACCCCUCUCGUUUUUUCUGUGGACUGAGCUCCGCCUCACCCCAGUCGCUCCUUUCAGCGAAGGCUCGCCCGGCCGCCGGUUCCGGACCUGCAGCAACUCCUGUCGCCCAUCUCCCGCCACCAUCCUCGACCUGCUCACGGAAGGACAAACAAAGCCACAUGCAAAGUCCCGCACAAAUGGCCCACAACGAAGUCUUCCAAUACUCCAUCAUCUCGGCGCUCAUGGACGGCGUCGCCUCGCACGGCACGCCGAUCGCGCGGGUGCUCGAGCACGGCGACCACGGGCUCGGCACGUUCCGCAACAUGGUGGGCGAGAUGAUCGUGCUGGAUGGCCAAGUCUACCAGAUGAAAGCGGACGGCUCCGUGGUGCACAUCGCCGACCCGGAGGCGACGGUCACGCCUUUCGCCACCGUGACGCGCUUCCGUCCGACGACGGCGACGCGGGCGACGGUUGUCGGAAAGGCCGGCGUGGAGGCCCUGCUUACCGGCCUGUUUCCCCAGGCGCGGAAUCACUUCAUUGCGGUGCGGAUGGAUGGCGUGUUCCGGACGGUCAACGUCCGGACAGCGGGCGGACAACUCAGACCCAGGGAGGGCAUGGUCGAUGUAUGCGCGAGGCAGACGACGCAUACGUUUGAGGGAGUCAAGGGCACGAUUGUCGGGUUCCGGUGUCCGGAGUAUGUGAUGGGGAUUAAUGUGGCGGGCGAUCACUUCCACUUUAUCAGCGAGGACAGGCAAAGAGGAGGGCACAUCCUGGCGUUUGAGACGGAGGGGGAUGUGGACAUUGGAGCUGCGCAAAUGUCCAAGUUCCAUCUGGAGCUGCCGACGGAAGACGAGGAAUUCAACGAGGCCACGUUGAAGCUCCAGGCGCAGCGCAUCAAGGCAGUGGAGGGUUGAAGUUGAGCCACUGAGUCGGGCGUGGUGUGACCCAAAGUUAUCAAUUACUCUGUUUACCCAUUCCACGCUCUG